GCCCGGCACGUCCUCGAGCUCCGCCGGCUUGCGGCGCGUCCUUGUGCCGGCGUCGGCCGGUCCCCGGGUGUGGACCGGCUCUGAGCCCACCGCGCAGCCGGGCUUCGGACGGGCCUCGCGGGAGCCAUGAGCCGCCGGCUCGGCAGGGUGGCGGCGCUGCUGCUCGGGCUGCUGCUGGAGUGCACAGAAGCCAAAAAACAUUGCUGGUAUUUUGAAGGACUCUAUCCCACAUACUAUAUAUGCCGUUCCUAUGAAGACUGCUGUGGCUCCAGGUGCUGUGUGCGGGCCCUCUCCAUCCAGAGGCUGUGGUAUUUUUGGUUCCUGUUGAUGAUGGGUGUGCUCUUCUGUUGUGGAGCUGGUUUCUUCAUCCGCCGGCGCAUGUAUCCACCACCACUCAUCGAGGAGCCCACAUUCAAUGUGUCCUACACCAGGCAGUCACCAAACCCUGCUCCAGGAACCCAGCAGAUGGGGCCGCCAUAUUACACUGACCCUGGAGGACCCGGGAUGAAUCCUGUUGGCAAUACCAUGGCAAUGGCUUUCCAGGUCCAACCCAAUUCACCUCACGGAGGCACAACCUACCCACCACCUCCUUCCUACUGCAACACACCUCCACCUCCCUAUGAACAGGUGGUGAAGGACAAGUAGCAAGAUGCUACCCAGAAGGCAAAGAGGCUGGACAGGCCCUUCCGUGUGUCCUCCCCAUCCUCACUGAUACUUGCUGACAGGGUGGUCCAAGGGCAACUGCUCUUUGAUAUCUUCAAAGCAAGCCAGCUCUCUUUCAAGUUUUUUGUGGAGGACAUUUGAAUUUCAUACUGUGUCUCCUCUGUCGCUUCUGUUUCUGAUGUAGUCUGUGCUCUCUGGGAGAGUGUGGCAGCAGUCCCCGAAGGUUGACAUUCCUGCGGUGGCUAGGGUAGAUCCUCGGGAGAGAGGCUAAGAGGAAAGGAAGGCAUAGCCUAUGUCGGGGCAGGUGAGAGGUCAGGAUGCAAUAAGACUCACAUCAUGUGGUAGUGGGAAGAGAAGCUUGAAUGGCCGCUGUCCACUGUCCUAGCCCGUUCUCCUCAUAGAAGCAGUGGAAAUGUGCCGGGGAGGCCUGCUGAAGCUGCUUGGCCUCCACUCACGUUUUGAAAACAGGCUUUCCUCUAUAGGGACCGUAAAGACCCAAGUGUAUCCUGCUUCCAGUGCAAGAUGAGGGUCAGAAUCAGGCCCCAGUUGGACAUCUGCAGUUAACUAAAGACCAUUAAAGAGGAAAGUCUUUUAAGUUAGGAAAAACCACUCCCUGCUCCAAAUGAGACGUUGCAUUUUGUGAAUCAUGCUGUGGCUUCAGAUGGAAAAAGAAAAGUUCCCUUUUCUUUUUCUACAUUUAUUGAAGUGAGAGUCCUGUCCUUCAAGAUCAGAUGGCUAGUGAACCCUUGGGGUCACUGCCCAGAGGGCUUCAAAACCCUUCCCCUAGGUAGUUCUGGUGAUGGCUUUCGUGGCCAGGUCGGAGCAGGAGACACAGUAGACUGGUUAGUUUACACAGACCCUUGGAGGGGGAGAGAAGAGUUGAAGGAGCUCAGCAAAGCAGGGCCAGCAUUGCUGAAGAAGAACUAGGGUUGUGUUUGAUCCUAGCAUGGAUGUGCUAGACUCAGAAGACGGGAAGUUUCUGGAUACAGUGGAAACCUACUUAGUUGCACAGACCACAUAACCAAAUUAGAGAAAGAAAGUGUAGUUAGAGAUGCUAUUUCCCAGGUGAGAAUCCGAGCUCACCCAUAGAUUUACAAGUAGCCGAGGGAGUUCUUAACAGUGAGGAGUGUGUUCCCUUGCGUAGUUAGUCACGUUGAUGUGUAUUUAAACCCAGAUUGAGACCUUGUGUACUAAGAGCAAGGCAGUAUAGCUAAGAUGUCUAGAUUACUUUAUGUGUCGUACUGUGGGGACUGGGCUGGGAGUAAGGGGACUGACAUUUUAAAUGAACCAAUCAGAGCCUUUUGAUAAAUUGUUACUCAUUGGAUUGGGUAUCCAAACAUAUUCCUGGAAUGUUCUUGACCACCUACGAGACCAGGAAGCAUGGUGUCAUGCUCUAUUGGGGUAUUUAUAUGGGGCAGGGAUUCAGGAAUCAGGACAGUAGCAGCAGAGGCUUAGUUUUAAGGACAGGAAGCAUGGGGACUUGGUAGACAGUUUCAUAGAAACUCCAGGGAAGGAAUGAACACCCUUUAAGGCAGUUCGUGGACACAGUGCUGCUGCCCAUAUCAUUGAGCACCCUUGUGUCUCUGGCAUCCCUGGAUCCUGUCCUGGAUCCAGUACCCCUCCAGGUUUGGGUCCCCUUUUUAAACAAGACAACAAAGCACAAUGUCUGCUGUUUACAAUCAAGACAACUACACGGUCCAAGCAUUUCUGUUCCCUUGUGGUUUUAAUUUUAGUUUCCUCUGUUCCUUUUAAAAAUAAGCACAGUGAGAGCUGCUCCUGUUGACUGCAUCAGGGGACAGCUGAAUCAAGGCAUUCAGCAUCCAUGACUACAUUUUAUCUUUUUGAUAGCAAAUCCUUUUGAGAAACUGAGCGACUGAUAGGGCCCAGCAAUUUUAUACUCCAAUGUCUGUGUCAGAUAAAUUUUGUUUGCCAUGGAGCUUGCCUUGGAAUUCCUUCAGCCGUAAACACGGGCAAAGCCUAUGGAAAUUGCACUUCUGGGGACAGUCCCCAGCAUUCUUGUUUUCUUGUCUUCAGUAAUGUUCGCCCUUUCCUGCAGCUCCACUUACGUGUGCUGGGGUCCUACAGAGCGGUGCUCGGGGCCAGACCUGAAGGAGACUUGUGCAUGCUCUUUCCUGGCAACACUGGGCUCCUAUUUCUUCUUUGUUCUCUUUUGAUAGGGUCCUGUUUCCUAUGUAUACAAAAAUAAAAGUGAAUUUGGUCAUGUGCUGUGGUUGUUUG
Molecule: messenger RNA, 2901 nt
Organism: Microtus ochrogaster (prairie vole)
Lineage: Eukaryota; Metazoa; Chordata; Mammalia; Rodentia; Cricetidae
Gene: Vopp1
Product: VOPP1 WW domain binding protein
Cellular component (GO): cytoplasmic vesicle membrane
Source: RefSeq, a predicted model, not a curated record